Messenger RNA from Pyrus x bretschneideri (Chinese white pear), 1266 nucleotides. RefSeq names its product MAR-binding filament-like protein 1. NCBI's taxonomy places the organism in Eukaryota, Viridiplantae, Streptophyta, Magnoliopsida, Rosales, Rosaceae. The record is from RefSeq and is a predicted model, not a curated record. The coding region runs from base 33 to 608 and encodes 191 amino acids. The transcript is spliced from 9 exons.
ACGAAGAAGCGCGAAACAGAAGCACACAAGUCAUGGCGGGAAGCGACGCUCGGAAGCAGCUCCUAAACUUAAUUCACGAUUUCGCAUCCGAAAAGUCGCACGGAGAGCGAAGAGUGGUAAGUCUGAGGAAGAGAAUCGGCGAGCUCGGAUCCGAGCUGGAAGUUGCAAAUGCAGAGCUCGAAGAAGCGAAGCGCGCCAAGGAAUACACCGAGCAAGAGAUCAAAGGCUACGAAGUUGAAUUGGCGAUGAACGAAGCAGCAAUUCAAACGCUGGAGUCGAGGAUUUCUCAUACACAAGAAGAGAUUUCCGCCGUUGGAUCUGAAGUCGAAGCUCUCAAGAACAAACAGGCUGCUUCUCGAGACGAGUUUAUAAGUGAAAUGAUUGAGAUCAACAUUAAGAUAAGGAGGUUCCAAGAGUCAAUUGCUGGCCAUAUUCAUGAGGAAGAGUACAGUGGAAGUGCAGAAGAAGAAGAUCCCAAGCUAGGAAAGGAGGAGGUUACUGAAGGUGAUUUAAGAGAACUUGAGGAUAUGCUUGCUGGUGUGGUGUCUCAGACAGCCAAAGCGGAAGAAGAAUACGAAGCUGAACAGAAUACUCAAAAGCAGGUCUAGCAGGCGCUGAGUGCUUGUGAAAGGAAGGUGUUCUUAACGGAGGAGACGUUCAAAACAACGAAUGAAGUGCGUGAUUUGACAAGAUAUCCUUUUCAAGAAUACAUUGGUUGCUGAAAUUGUUCAAUGCUUAAGCACAAUCAUAAGAACAGUUGGCUACUUGAAUUUUUCAUCGUCUUGAAAACUGCCAUAAUUGAAUGCAACCGAAAUCCACAUCGGCUAUUUGUACAAGCUUCUUGGACAGCUUUCUUCCUAAGUGAAUGCCUGUUUUAGUUAGUCUAGAAUUCAAUUGCUAUGUUGGAUUUUAAGGUCUAGUUUUGCGCUAAAUGCCAUAUUUGUGAGCAUGACCUACAUAUGUUUUGCCUCUGACGGGAAACAAGCAGACUUCAGAAUUGGAACAGAUCCGUGCUACCGUUGUCAUUUUGAAAACAAGCAGAGCAGAUGUGUCUGUCCCAGUUGUCAUUUUGAAAACGUGGAGGUCCUGGGUGGAUUGAUUCAGUCAAGUGAGGCAAAUUAACAUUUUGUUCGGGUUCAGAAGCUUGCACGUAGUGGUAGUUCUCACUUGAAAUUGGAUUCACAAUGGGCGUCAACCAAGGGCACCCGAGUUUUUUGUUGAGAGCUUUUCCUAUCAGCAGGUUCCAGUUUCUUGCUUCGGUUGGGU